This is a messenger RNA of Aphis gossypii (cotton aphid), 1490 nucleotides long. RefSeq lists its product as uncharacterized. NCBI's taxonomy places the organism in Eukaryota, Metazoa, Arthropoda, Insecta, Hemiptera, Aphididae. The transcript is spliced from 4 exons. The record is from RefSeq and is a predicted model, not a curated record. The coding region runs from base 86 to 1387 and encodes 433 amino acids.
CUAGGAAACUAUUUAUACUGAAAACUACAUUUUUAGUUUAGUUUUCUGUAUGUUUUGUUGAAAAAAAUUGUGUUUUAAAUAAACUAUGAUUCAAAAAACAAUACAAAAACAGCUAUUAUAUAAAUCUUCAUCAUCAAAUGCAGAUAAAAAUGUCAAACAGAAUCGCUCCAGUUACAAAAGCGUAUACAAUUCGACAUCGGGUUUAAAGAGAGAACUAAACGGUCACGAAGAAUUAAGUACUAAAGAGCACAAAAAGAUAAUAUCUGCUAAAAUAUUACCACAAUAUCCAAAAGAAAUAACAAAUAAAAAAGAAUUCAGGAAUAAUAAGAAUACUAGAAAUCUUACACAGCAGGAUUUAGAAAUAAUAAAGAUAUUUACAUCACCAGAAUGGUCGAAAACACCAUUUUAUACAUCGACAAAUUCUAUAAUAAAUUCAAUGGUUAACGAUAAUAGUAUUCCGUUAAAUACGGAGUCAGAAAAUAUAUUAGGUAAAACUGUAAAUGAAUCAGAAUCAAUUGAAUAUCUAGAUAACAUACAAGAAAUUACCGACCAAGAAACUGAAGAAAACGAUUAUGUCGAAGAAAAACGAGACUUAUACCUUCCUAAUGAGUCACUUAGUAGUGUCCAGAUAUUCGAAACAGAAGAGAAAGAAUUAGAAAACAAUCAGGAAAGCAUAAAUGAAAGCAUUUUAGAGAAUCAAAAUGACAAAGAAUUGUCCGAGGCAUCUUGCAGUUUUGAUAGUAAAAUGCAGAACGAAUCUAAUAUGUUUUCUGAAACAAGUAGCGAUUUAGUAAAUGAUUUUGGACCACAGCUAUCAUCUAGAAUUUCUAAUGUUGAUAAGUCAAACAAAUCAUUAAAAGUUGAACAGAGCGACUGUAUUUGUAAUGAAGAAGACGAAGAAGACGAAGAAGAUGAAUGCGAAUCGUAUUCUUACAAAGAAUCUCGUGAAGAAAAAGAAGCUUCAUUGAACUCCGUUGUGUCCACUUCCAAAUCUUCUUCAGAAAAGAUAUGGAACGACGUGGCUUUUAUGAAGCAUUUUAAUUUCGAAGAUUUUAGUGACAGCAAUGAUUCUAAAAUAGUUGAUUCGUCGUCCACGGGGUCAUUAAACACUGAUGUCAUGACUCGAAUAAUUCGUCAAAACAAAUCACGUAACUACAUGACUGAAAAGCAAAUUAGUAAUGAGUCAGCAUACAAAGAAGCCAUGGAACUGAUAUUUGAAGAAACCAAAGUAUCACUGGGACAACUUUUAAUUGAGGGUUUGUACCUCGUGUCAAAAAGACAUCGUCAAGACGCAUUUAAAUACUUAGGUAAAUGGUUGUUGAUUCAAGCUGAUAUCAGAGAUGAAAACAAAACUGAAGAACAGUCUAUAUCGAGUUUUGGAAAAUGAAACAAUUAACAUAAAACUUUUAUAAUUGUGAACAAAGUUCUAUAAUUACACUCCAACGCAGACUGUCAUAAUCUUUUAAUUAAACGAAUAACUAUAAUAUGUA